AUGCAUUUUUCACUCCACCCUCCACCUUCUCUCUCUUCUGCCUCUUCUAUCCUACUUCCUCCUUUUCCUAAAACCCCCACCUCCUUUAUCAAGAACCCCGGCAAUUUUCAUCCAUUAGCCCGAAAUAUAGCACAAGAAAAGUCUAGUCUUGCUGAAAAUCCAGAUAAAUUAAGCACAAAACAUGCAUUUGUUUCAACUAAUCAAAGCGAAAUUGAACUAUCCGAGGAAAAUAGCUCCGCACACGCAAUCUGGGUGAGUGAAAAUUGCGAGAAAAAUGACCCUGAAACAGCGAGAACUGUUCUAAACCGCAUGUUAGACAAUGGGGUUCAACCCAAUGUAGCGAUGUUCACCACAGUGAUCAACUCGUUCUGCAAAAAAGGACGGUUGAAACAGGCAUUUGAGGUUUUCGAAAGCAUGGGCCGAGCUGGUUGCGAGCCCACAAUCAACACGUACAAUUGCUUGCUGAAGGGGAUGUGCUAUGUGGGGAGAGUAGAAGCUGCUUACGAGACGUUGAAGACCGUCAAGAAAUCCGCCCUGAAACCGGACAUUUACACUUACACGGCGGUGAUGGAUGGAUUCUGUAAAGUCGGCAGAUCAGACGAGGCCAUGGAAUUGCUCGAUGAAGCCCUGGAAAUAGGGCUGAGCCCUAGCGUAGUUACUUACAACACUUUGUUCAAUGGGUACUUCAAGGAAGGCAGACCUCUGGAUGGGAUUCGAUUGUUGGAGCAAAUGAAGCUGAAGAACUGCAUCCCUGAUUACGUAACUUACAGCACACUGUUACAUGGGUUGCUAAAAUGGGGCAAGAUUCGCGUAGCAUUAUCGAUCUACAAGGAGAUGCUGGAGCGUGGGCAUGAUGUGGACGGGAGGAUGAUGAACACAUUACUGAGAGGGCUAUGCCGGCGGGGCAGGAUGAAUGAGUGGGUGUUAAGGGAUGCGUACGAGGUGUUCGACAGAAUGCGCGAGAGAAAAAUUGUGGUUGAACACCGCGCAUAUGAGCUUGUGAUUGAAGCCUUGUGUAAUGGGAAGGAGGUAGACAAAGCUCUGGCAAGUUUGGUGGAGAUGGUUAGAAUUGGGUAUUCCCCAGGGAGAUUCACCUUCUGCAAUGUCAUUCGUGCGCUUUGUGCAGAUGGAAAGGUGGAUGGCGCCUUAUCAGUGCUAAGCUUAAUGCAUAGACGCUCAAGAUUCUGGGUUGGAGUUCCUCCAUAUAACAUACUGAUCAAGGAGCUGAAUCGACAAGGAAGAGCAUUGGAUGCUCGCAAUGUGUAUGCUGCUGCGUUGAAAAGAGGAUUAUUGGUGCCAAGGAAGAAACCUAUUCAGUUUUCAGCUAAAGCUCAGGCUCCUCAUAUUGCAAAUGGUUAG
This is a messenger RNA of Ipomoea nil (Japanese morning glory), 1359 nucleotides long. RefSeq names its product pentatricopeptide repeat-containing protein At5g41170, mitochondrial-like. The transcript has a single exon. NCBI's taxonomy places the organism in Eukaryota, Viridiplantae, Streptophyta, Magnoliopsida, Solanales, Convolvulaceae. Gene Ontology annotation, molecular function: protein binding. The coding region runs from base 1 to 1359 and encodes 452 amino acids. The record is from RefSeq and is a predicted model, not a curated record.